UUUUUUUAACAACAGCCCUACCAAAUACCUCCGGCUUUCCCCUAUAAAAGACCAGCGCUCUGCUUUGUUCUCCCCCUUGCCUGUGGCUUUGCUGUAGCCUGCAUGUUUGGAAUGGUAAUUGUCUGCUAUUCUUCAACCAUUUUUGUUGGUAAAACAGCAUAGUUUUAUUUUUAAAGUUAACAACUAGUUCUUUAGGAAACCAUUAGGGACACAUUUCCUUAGCCACCCAUUCCAUAUUCCCCACAGCAGACUGUCCUGGUUACUGCAGAAUCAACAUUAUGGAAGUUGCCUGCCAACAACAAGUCUCUGUCUCCUCCCCUAGCCGGACUUCCUCUUUCCCUUUAAAGCCCCCUCAGGACCAGAGGGGACUGGAGUUGUUUGCUGUGCUUUGGAGGGCAGUACAGCAGCCCCUGCUUUGCAGAAAGCUGCUGAUGGGCAGGUACUCACCCCGUCCCCUGCUGUGCCCUCUGUUUGGCCUGCAGGCUAGAGGCUGGCUCUUUCCCGAACACCAAGCUCCGUCCCCAGGGAGUCAUGGCUACGUCCAGGGGCCGUCUCUAUCUUUGGAUGUACUUGGCUGCAGCGCUGGCAUCUUUCCUGGCAGGAUUUAUGGUCGGCUGGUUUAUUAAGCCUUUGAAAGAAACUACAACUUCACCGCCCUAUCAUCAAAGUACACGGUGGAAACUCGUAUCUGAGAUGAAAGCUGAAAAUAUCAAAUCAUUUCUUCGUUCUUUUACAAAGCUCCCUCAUCUGGCAGGAACAGAACAAAAUUUACUUCUUGCCAAGAAAAUCCAAACCCAGUGGAAGAAAUUUGGACUGGAUUCAGCCAAGUUGGUUCAUUAUGAUGUUCUCCUAUCCUACCCUAAUGAGACAAAUGCCAACUAUAUAUCAAUCAUGGAUGAACAUGGAAUUGAGGUUUUCAAUACCUCCUACCUUGAGCCGCCACCUGAUGGAUAUGAGAAUGUUACAAAUGUUGUUCCACCAUAUAACGCUUUCUCAGCCCAAGGCAUGCCAGAGGGAGAUCUUAUAUAUGUGAACUAUGCUCGUACUGAAGAUUUUUUCAAACUGGAGAGAGAGAUGAACAUCAAUUGCAGUGGAAAGAUUGUUAUUGCAAGAUAUGGAAAAAUCUUCAGAGGAAAUAAAGUUAAAAAUGCCAUGUUAGCAGGAGCCGUAGGAAUCAUCUUGUACUCAGAUCCAGCGGACUACUUUGCCCCUGCAGUACAGCCUUAUCCUAAAGGAUGGAACCUUCCUGGAACUGCAGUGCAGAGAGGGAAUGUGUUAAAUUUGAAUGGUGCUGGUGACCCACUCACUCCAGGCUAUCCGGCUAAAGAGUACACCUUUAGACUUGAUGUCAAAGAAGGAGUGGGAAUUCCCAAGAUCCCUGUGCAUCCUAUUGGGUAUAAUGAUGCAGAAAUAUUACUACGCCACAUGGGAGGAAUUGCUGUACCUGAUGACAGCUGGAAGGGAAGUCUUAAUGUGGAUUAUAACAUUGGGCCUGGCUUUGCAGGGCAUGAUUCCUUCAGGAAGGUUAGAAUGCAUGUUCAUAACACCAAUAAAAUUACAAGGAUUUACAAUGUAAUUGGAACGAUCAGAGGAUCUGUGGAACCUGACAGGUAUGUUAUUCUAGGAGGUCAUCGGGACUCCUGGGUGUUUGGAGCUAUUGACCCAACCAGUGGAGCUGCUGUUUUGCAAGAAAUUGUCCAGAGUUUCGGAAAACUCAUGAGCGGAGGCUGGAGACCGAGAAGAACUAUCAUUUUUGCCAGCUGGGAUGCAGAAGAGUUUGGGCUGCUGGGGUCCACAGAAUGGGCUGAGGAGAAUGCAAAAACACUCCAGGAAAGAAGUGUUGCUUAUAUAAACUCAGAUUCAUCUAUAGAAGGCAAUUAUACUCUCAGAGUUGACUGUACACCCCUUCUUCACCAGUUGGUGUAUAAACUGACAAAAGAGAUCUCUAGCCCAGAUGAUGGUUUUGAGAGUAAAUCUCUUUAUGAAAGCUGGUUAGAAAAGGACCCUUCAUCUGAAAAUAUAAACUUUCCUAGGAUCAACAAACUGGGAUCUGGAAGUGAUUUUGAAGCUUAUUUCCAGAGACUUGGAAUUGCUUCAGGCAGAGCCCGUUACACUAAGAAUAGGAAAACAGAUAAAUACAGCAGCUACCCGGUAUACCACACGAUUUAUGAGACGUUUGAAUUAGUAGAGAAUUUUUAUGAUCCCACAUUUAAAAAACAGCUUUCUGUGGCUCAGUUACGAGGAGCCCUGGUUUAUGAGCUUGCAGACUCUGAAAUCAUUCCUUUCAAUAUUGAAGACUAUGCAAAAGCUUUGAAAAACUAUGCAUCAAGUAUCUACAAUUUAUCUAAGAAACAUGAUCAACAACUGAGAGACCACGGAGUAUCAUUUGAUUCUUUAUUUUCUGCUGUGAAGAACUUCUCAGAUGCUGCUUCAGAUUUUCACAGAAGACUUACACAAGUUAAUCUUAAUAAUCCCAUUGCAGUGAGAAUCAUGAACGACCAACUGAUGCUCCUGGAGAGGGCAUUCGUCGAUCCCCUUGGUUUACCAGGGAGGCAGUUCUAUAGGCACAUCAUCUUUGCUCCAAGUAGCCACAACAAAUAUGCUGGAGAAUCAUUUCCUGGGAUCUAUGAUGCUAUGUUUGAUAUUGAAAAUAAAGAAGACCCUCAUUCAGCCUGGACAGAAGUAAAGAAACACAUUUCUAUUGCAGCCUUUACAAUUCAAGCAGCAGCAGGGACUCUGACAGAAGUGUUAGAGUGAGGUCCCAGCCAAGUGGCUAGCCAUUUAAAGUGUUACUGAAAGUCUGAGGAUAAAACUCUUGAUUUUGAUAAUUCAUGAUGCCAGAGUAUUCUAUAAUCUUGCUUUUCAUGUCAUGUUUUGACUUUAGACUUCCAUCCUGUCAAAAACAAACACCCCAGUUGUGGGGCAGAAAAACAAAGUAACUGAAAAUUCCCUUAAAUGUCAAGGAAUGUGGGACUUUGGCACAUUGCUAGUAAAAAUGUAAAAUGGUACAACCACUUUGAAAAAGAGUUCAUUAAUUUUACAAAGUUAAACAUACAGUUGACUCUUGAACAACAUGGGUCUGAACCGCACACAUCCACUUACACGUGAAUUUUCUUCUCAUAAAUAUAGUACUGUAUAUGCAUUUUUUCUUGAUGAUUACAUUUUCUUCAUUUUUAAUUGUUAAGAAUACAGCAUAUAAUAUACAAAAUAGGGGUUAAUCAAUCUGCUAUCAGUAAGGCUUCUCCUCAAUAGUAGACUAUCAGCUGUUAAAUUUUUAGGGAGUUAAAGUUAUUCAGAUUUUUGACUGCAUGGUGGACUGGCACCUGUAACCCUCACAUUGUUCAAGGGUCAACUACAGUAACCUUUGCAAGUUAUUAUUUCAAAAGUUAUUUUGUUUUCAUCAUCUUUAAGAAAAGACAAAUGAUUAUGUGGUACAACAGUGUAAUUAAGGAUGUUACAGAACAUGCCUGAACUAUUUCUUAAAAACAUCUUCCCCUAAGAAUACUUUACCUAUGAGACGGUUUAUGUAAGCCACCUGGUAACCACAAAGCAAAAACCUAGUGAUGAAACCUAAAAAAAGGGGAGACUGAACAAAUCACCAUGGAAAUGCACUUUACAAAGGUAGAAUAUAGAAAAAGGUACAAAAUAGGAAAUACAGGAGAUACAAGACUAGAAGGCAAACAAUAAGAUGGUAGUAUAAGUAAUUAUGAAUGGACUGAUUUCACCAAAGGGCAGAGUGACUGGA
Molecule: messenger RNA, 3745 nt
Organism: Mustela erminea (ermine)
Lineage: Eukaryota; Metazoa; Chordata; Mammalia; Carnivora; Mustelidae
Product: N-acetylated-alpha-linked acidic dipeptidase 2
Exons: 19
Coding region: 532-2757 (741 amino acids)
Molecular function (GO): carboxypeptidase activity
Source: RefSeq, a predicted model, not a curated record